AUGGCUUUUGAUCCUGUGAUAGAACACCACGACAUAGCCGCUGAGGGAUGUGAGACUUUCGUCCUGAAGACUGCCGAAGACAUCUUCGCUUUUAUACCACAAGGUUCUGGUCUGUCAUUACAGACCAUUCAGGAGAUCCUACAUAGAGGGACGAAAGUUCUUCUCCAAGGCUCCAAGUAUGCUGACUAUGAGCGUUACAAGAUGGCGAGAAACAACAAUAUGAUGCAGAUGUCAACACCCAUGAAGGGCAAGGCUGCUGUUUCGGUGAUUCACAGUCAAGUCGACGACGUUUUCGAUGAUGGCGAGUCGCCGGGUGUAAUUGUCACACUACAAUCUUCACCCCAGGGCGCACCUGUGAUAUACAAUACACCUGGCGUGUUGAUGCAGAAUGGGCCUCCCAUCUCCACUGGAGGUCAUCAACCCCCCAUCGUCUCGGAUCUACCAGCUGGGGACGCUUUCGAUUGGCCAGGCGUGGACUUUCAGAACUGGGAUGGGGGUUACGGGGACGAGUUUGUGUGUAUGGAAGGUGCGACCACCGAAGAUUUCUGGCCGUCAUACAUGGUCUCAAAGCCUGGAUCAACCUCCCAGACAUUCACUAGUUCGGGGAGUCACAGCUAG
Molecule: messenger RNA, 618 nt
Organism: Colletotrichum lupini
Lineage: Eukaryota; Fungi; Ascomycota; Sordariomycetes; Glomerellales; Glomerellaceae
Exons: 3
Coding region: 1-618 (205 amino acids)
Source: RefSeq, a predicted model, not a curated record